Molecule: messenger RNA, 780 nt
Organism: Ostreococcus lucimarinus CCE9901
Lineage: Eukaryota; Viridiplantae; Chlorophyta; Mamiellophyceae; Mamiellales; Bathycoccaceae
Exons: 1
Coding region: 1-780 (259 amino acids)
Biological process (GO): mRNA splicing, via spliceosome
Cellular component (GO): post-mRNA release spliceosomal complex
Source: RefSeq, a predicted model, not a curated record
AUGUACGAAUCGCGCAACAAGAAGUGGUCCGGCGCGAAGCAGCAGGCUCGCGCAAAGGAGCAGGCUGUACGAGAUUUCAAGCGAGCGCAGGCACUGCACAACAAGUGCUUGUUCUGUAUGGAUGCACCCAACAAACCGAAGCACCUGCAUGUGGCAUACGGUAAUUUAGCGUAUCUUAUGCUUCCUCCGCAUGGCCGACUCGUCCCCGGGCACUGCCUCAUCGCGCCCAUCGCGCAUGCGCAGUCUUCGCGAGCCGUGGAUGAAGAUGUUUGGGAAGAGAUGAGAAACUUCAAAAAGUGCUUGGUGAGAAUGUUCGCGCAAGAGGGUAAGGCUUGUUGCUUCAUCGAGACGGCGAUGAAAUUCGGACACGGGGGAAUGCACGCCGUCGUCGAGUGUAUUCCGAUACCGCAGGAGAUGAGCGAGAAAGCCAAAAUGUACUUCCGCAAAGAGAUAGAUGAGUGUGAGUCUGAAUGGUCGACGCACGACGCGAAGAAAUGCUUGUCAACGGCACCACCAAAAGGUCUGAGAAGCACCAUCCCUGCGAACUUCCCAUAUACACAUGUCGAGUUUGGAAUGCAAGGGGGGUUCGUUCAUGUUAUCGACGACGAAAGCAAGUGGAAUCGUAAUUUCGGUCGGAACAUACUCAUCGGGCUUCUAAAUUUACCAGAACAUCUUACAGAUGCAAAGCAGCGACCGCUUGCCCCGGCGCUUUUGCGCGACGAGAUGGAAGCAUUUCUUAAAAUGUACGAGCCGUGCGAUUGGACAACGCAAUUAGAUUAG